Molecule: messenger RNA, 930 nt
Organism: Zygosaccharomyces rouxii
Lineage: Eukaryota; Fungi; Ascomycota; Saccharomycetes; Saccharomycetales; Saccharomycetaceae
Gene: HMX1
Product: Hmx1p
Exons: 1
Coding region: 1-930 (309 amino acids)
Biological process (GO): heme oxidation
Molecular function (GO): heme oxygenase (decyclizing) activity
Source: RefSeq, a predicted model, not a curated record
AUGGCUACCAUUCCAGCACCUACAGAUGUGGGAGCGCUUGCUAAUAGAAUAAACUUUCACACAAGAGAUGCACAUAACAAAAUCAACGCCUAUAUGAGCGUAAGGCUGGCGUUUGCGCUCAAGCACGGUUGGAUCUUUAGACAAGGCAUUCUAGCAUAUUACUACAUUUUUCAAGCCAUUGAACAAGAAUUGGACCGUAUAAUGGAUCAUGCGAGAAAUGAAAAGGAAAUGCAGAUGCAGAAUGUCCUGGGGAAAUUUUGGAUGAAUGACUUUAGGAGGACAGACAGAAUUUUCCAAGACCUGACCUUGUUAUAUUCUCCUGAAUUCCCAACCGAAUCUAGUCUAGAACAAUUUCUAACGAGUGGGAACCACUUAGCGCCCACACUGCAAGCCUUUGUGGAUUCAAUCCAUAAAAAUGUGCAAGAAGAACCUUGUACGAUCCUAGCCUAUUGUCACGUUUUAUACUUGGCACUUUUCGCAGGUGGUAAAGUGAUGAGAUCUAAUCUCUACAGACAUACGGGUCUUUUCCCCAAAUUCCAACAUCUAUCGCCAAGAGAAUUGGUACAGAGGGGUACGAAUUUCUUUACAUUCAGUGAAGAAGGUUCUGAAGCUGAAAACAAAUUGAGAUGGAGGUAUAAGAGAGGUUACGAAUUAGCCACGAGAGACGAAUUAACCGAAGAACAGAAACAAAAAAUCAUUUCGGUAUCAAGUGAAAUUUUCCAAUGGAACAUGGAGACAAUUGCAGAAAUCGGUGAAUUAAAUCGUCAAGAGCUAAUGGGAUCGGUUAGCUUUAGGCUGCUUACCUAUUUACAUGAGGAGUGGAAACACACCGAUAAGUUGUCUAAAAAUCAAAAGGAUCUUUUGGUAUUAGCAGUUCUCGUGGUACAAUUCUUAAUUGUCUAUCUAGUACUUCGCAGAAUCUUGGCAUAG